Molecule: messenger RNA, 1404 nt
Organism: Lactuca sativa (garden lettuce)
Lineage: Eukaryota; Viridiplantae; Streptophyta; Magnoliopsida; Asterales; Asteraceae
Product: nuclear pore complex protein NUP205
Cellular component (GO): nuclear pore
Source: RefSeq, a predicted model, not a curated record
ACCAUACCUCAUGGCCUUAUGAGAAAAUUAGUAAAUCUACACAAAUCUACUUCUUCCCCAACCCCAAAUUAGAGGUAUCACGUUCAAAAGAUCACAUCUCUCCCUCUCUCAACCGGCCGCCAUUGUUGCUUAGCCAUCAUCACGUCGGUCGUUGCUACUCACAACAUUCUGAUUUGUCAAUCGCCGAUCACAUUCCUCAUUCCUUAGAUCACUUACGCCAUUAUCGAUCGGAGCUCCUCUCACUCUCAUUUGCUUUGUCGUUCGAUUCCUGCUCUGUCAACUAGUAGAUUUUUCUUGAUCGUCAAAUGGCUGAUGAUAUACUUAGGAAUCCAUCAACUUAUGAAAAGGGAGGUGUGUAUUACUACUCUGAACGAGGGGAUCGAUUGAUUGACCUAAAUGCAUUUCGUGACACCCUUUGGCAGAAGUCCAAUUUUGAGAAUCCACAGCUAAGUACUUUUGGGAGUGAAGCUGAAGUUGACGAAGUAAGAAAUACUAUUCAGCAGCUUCUCAGAUGGGCAUGGAAACACAACAACAACCUUGACGAACAAGCUGCUCAACUCCAUAUGUUAACUGGAUGGGCACAAAUUGUUGAGAUUUCAGCUUCAAGAAAGUUAUCCUCAAUGGAAAAUCGAUCAGAAAUAUUAUUUCAGUUGCUUGAUGCAUCUUUAAAUGCUUCUAGCUCUCCAGAUUGUUCGUUAAAGAUGGCAGGAAUGUUAACUCAGGUUUCAAUUACAUGCAUGGCUAAACUACGGGAUGAGAGGUUUAUUAACCCAUGUGUGUUGAACUCGGAUACUGUGACAUGUCUUGAUGUUAUCAUGACAAGGCGAAUGUCAAAUGGUGCAUGUCACUCUAUCCUAUAUAAGAUUAUGAUGGCAAUUCUGAAACAUGACACAUCAGAAGCAUUGAGGAGAAGGCAAUACACUUUGCUUUUAAGCUACUUCCAAUAUUGUCAACACAUAUUGGAUCCAGAUGUUCCUACUAUUGUUCUUCAAUCUUUGUUAGUGGAAGAACAAGAAAGUGGAGAUUUGGAUCUUGAAAAGGAUCAGGCUGAGCUGGCACGUGCAAACUUAUCCAUCCUAAGAAAAGAAGCUCAAUCAAUUCUAGAUUUGGCCAUAAAAGAUGCAACUCAAGGCAGUGAGUCAGGAAAAAUAAUGGCUUUCUUUGUUUUGGAUGCAUUAAUAUGCAUUGAUCAAGCAAAGUUUGAACAACUUGCACAAGCAAUGAAUGUCAUUAACAGAUUGAGUGAACAGGUCAAAACUUUUAUUAAUCAAUGAUAGAAUAUUAUGUAUCGAAUAACGUUUUACGUUAAAUUUGUAGCGACUUUUAAUUUUGAAAUAUGUAUAUUUUGAUGUAUUGGAUAUUUCUUUUAGUUUCUAUAGAAAUGCUUUGUUAUUUUUGGUUUUA